This is a messenger RNA of Aphidius gifuensis, 4398 nucleotides long. RefSeq names its product ER degradation-enhancing alpha-mannosidase-like protein 3 (gene Edem2). Gene Ontology annotation, cellular component: membrane; endoplasmic reticulum. The transcript has 8 exons. Bases 905 to 4189 code for a protein of 1094 amino acids. Lineage: Eukaryota; Metazoa; Arthropoda; Insecta; Hymenoptera; Braconidae. Gene Ontology annotation, biological process: mannose trimming involved in glycoprotein ERAD pathway; carbohydrate metabolic process; endoplasmic reticulum mannose trimming. The record is from RefSeq and is a predicted model, not a curated record. Gene Ontology annotation, molecular function: calcium ion binding; mannosyl-oligosaccharide 1,2-alpha-mannosidase activity.
ACUGUUUUUUAUUAUUAUUGUGUCAAUUGUCACAUAAAAAAACAGGUUAGUUUUUUUACUGAUAACACAUCAUCAAAUUGCUUAAAACUUUUUAAAUCACAUCAAUACAGAUAUCAAAUGUGUUACAAGAGUUAAAACAAAGUUAAUUAAGUUCAAAAUGAAAUAAUAAUAUAAAUCAUUAUUAGUGUGUAUUUUAAUGUGAUAAAAAAGACAAUUUAAAAAAUGAUAAUUGUCAAAAAUAAUUAGUUAAAUAGCUCAUUAUAAAUUGUGACAAAUUGAAUUAAUGACAAAUGUGUCAUAUCAUCAUUUGACAGCAGCCACAUCAUCUACAAUUUAGUCUAGCCUUGAAAAGUACAUGUAAAAAAAAUAUAAUACAAUUAAAAUAUGUAAUCAGCUGUAUAUGUCAACAAUUUUAUUUUUUUUUUUACUUGUAAGCAUAUGCUUCAUUAAAAAAAAUUUUUAUUAUAAAAUUAUUACAAGUAUUACGUGUCAAAUUUGUAUUUCACUUGAAUAAGUUAUACAAACUUUAACACUCGUUAUCAGUAGAUAAAAAAAUUAAAUAAAAUUAUCAAGUAUCGUUAAAAAUAAAUAAAAAAAAACAUUCUUUACAAAGUUGUAUGAAUUAAUUUUUUUUCUUUUUAUUUUAUCGAUAAAGUAUUGACAUAUAUUUAUAUGUGAGUUUAAAAAUAAUAAAAUCAGGUGACCAUACAAUCAGUAUGAGAAUAUCAACGUGAUUUUAUUGAUUGACAUUUUAUUUUAAUUAAAAAAUUCAUAAUAAACAUAAUAAAUAAUAACAAAGAGAAAAAAAGAUAAUUAUUUGUAUUAAAAUUAUACGAAUAAUGAGAAAACAUUCAAGAAUAAGAUCUUGACAAAUAAAAAUAAAAAAACAAUCUAGGCUGUUAAAAUGGCUAGAAAAUAUAUGAUAAUUGGAUUAUUGAUUGUUGGACAAGUUCUUGAUUUAUCAUGUGCUUCAAGUGAAGAUAAUCAUGUAGAAUUUAUGAGUAGAAAAGAGCGAAACUCUCUCAAGGAGGAAGCUCGAGAUAUGUUUUAUCAUGCAUACAAUGCUUACAUGGACAAUGCUUAUCCAGCUGAUGAAUUAAUGCCACUGAGUUGUAAAGGAAGAUAUCGUGGAUCAGAACCAGAUAGAGGUGAUAUUGAUUCGACACUUGGUAAUUUUUCAUUAACACUUGUCGACACACUUGAUACACUUGUUGUACUUGGUGAUCUUGGUGAAUUUGAAAAUGCUGUUAAAUUAAUUGUUACAAAUGUUACAUUUGAUACUGAUGUUAUUGUAUCUUUAUUUGAAACAAAUAUUCGUAUGCUUGGGGGUCUUUUGAGUGGACACAUACUUGCUGAAUAUUUACAAAUACGUGCUGAUAUUAUGCCAUGGUAUCGUGGUGAACUUUUGGCUCUUGCUAAAGAUUUAGGAUACAGAUUUUUACCAGCAUUUAAUACAACAACUGGAAUUCCAUAUGGUAGAAUUAAUUUACAAAAUGGAAUGAAAGGUAUACCAGCUGAAAUGUGUCGUGAAACAUGUACAGCAUGUGCUGGAAGUAUGAUAUUAGAAAUGGCAACAUUAUCUAGAUUAACUGGUGAAACAAUAUUUGAAGAAAAAGCACAAAAAGCUAUGGAUGCUCUGUGGAAAAUGAGACACAGAGGAACUGAUCUUAUGGGAUCAGUAUUAAAUGUACAUUCUGGCGAUUGGGUCAGACGUGAUUCUGGUGUUGGUGCUGGAAUUGAUUCAUACUAUGAAUACUGUCUGAAAGCAUAUAUUUUAUUAGGCGAUGAAAAAUAUUUGGGUCGUUUUAAUAAACAUUACCAGGCUGUGAUGAAAUAUGUAAGUCAAGGUCCAAUGUUACUCGAUGUACACAUGCACAGACCAAAUACAAAUUCAAAAAAUUUUAUGGAUGCUCUUUUGGCAUUUUGGCCUGGACUUCAGGUAUUAAAAGGUGAUAUAAAACCAGCAGUAGAAACUCAUGAAAUGUUGUAUCAAGUUAUGCAAAGACAUAAUUUUAUACCAGAAGCAUUUACAACUGAUUUUCAAGUUCAUUGGGGACAUCAUCCAUUACGUCCAGAAUUUUUAGAAUCAACUUAUUUUCUAUAUCGUGCAACUGGUGAUCAUUAUUAUUUGGGUGUUGGUCGUAAAGUUCUUAAAAGUCUUCAAACAUAUGCCAGAGUACCUUGUGGCUAUGCAGCUGUAUCAGAUGUUCGUACAAAUAAACAUGAUGAUACAAUGGAAAGUUUUGUAUUAUCUGAAACUUUCAAGUAUUUAUUUCUUUUAUUUGCUGAACCAAGUGAAUUGGUACUUGAUUUAGAUGAAUUUAUAUUUACAACUGAAGGACAUUUAUUGCCAUUAACUUUGGCUGCUGUUCGUAGUAAUUUUUCAUCAGAAAUUGAUUUAGAUGCUGUUGAAGUUGAAGAACUUGAUCGUACAUGUCCAAAUAGUUUACAUUUAUUUCCAGCAUCAGUACGUCAACCAUUACGUAAUAUGGUUGAAGAUGUUUGUCCAAGAAGAACAGUUAAACGUCGUUUAAGUGCAUCACAAUUUCAAGCAAAUAAUUUAGAACACUUGAAAAUGUUAAGUAAUAUGGGAAUAACAAUAUUAACAUCAGCUGAUGGACGUAUUCAAUUAUUGCAUACAUUUUCAAAUGCAAGAACAGUACAAGAUGCUGAAGAGGGCCUUAUGUUUAUGCAAGAAAUGGUUGAGUUAAGUAGAAGACAAGCUAAAGAAUCAGAAACAAGACCUGAGGCAGUAACAUAUUUAAGAAAAGAUAUUGAAGGAUUUAAAGAGGUUACAUUAAUUGGUGGACCAGCACAAUUUGGACCAAAAUUACGUGGUAACAGUAAGAUUAUUGGUAAACCAGUACUUACUGAACCAGCUGAAGGUUGUGAUACAUUAGUUAAUGCUAAAAUGAUUGAAGGAAAUAUUGCACUUGUAUCUAGAGGAAAUUGUAUGUUUAUUGAAAAAGCUAAAAUAAUUCAAGAAGCUGGUGCAUUAGCUGGUAUUGUAUUGGAUACAACAAUUGGCUCAAGUUCAACUACAUCACCAAUGUUUGCAAUGUCAGGUGAUGGAACAACAACUGAUGAUAUUAAAAUACCAUUUGUUUUUUUGUUUAAUACUGAAGCAACUGAACUUGUACGUGCAAUUAUUGAUAGUGAUAAUGACAUUGUUGUAACAAUUGGUGAUUAUAUUGGUGAUGAUAUUUUAUUAAAAUCACCAGAUGAUGAUAAAUCCAUGUUUGAAAGAAUAAAAAGUUCAGUUAAAGAAUUUUUAUCACGUCCAGUAUCAAGUCAGAGUCCAACCGGAGGCAGUCAAAACACCAUUGUGGCACCAAUAGAAUUAAAAAUUGAUAAUGAAAUUAUCAAGAGUGAAGAAUUAAUAAUUGAGCAUCAAAAAUUACGUGCAUUUAUUCCAAAAAAUUUGAUAAAUGAGGAUAAAAAAUCAAGACAAAUUAUUCCAUUAAUAAAAAUAACAACAGAUGCAAAUAUUGUUAUUGAACCACCAUUAAAAAAUACAAUAACAACUAAAAAAAUAUCACCAAAUUUAUCUGAUAUUGAUUUAUCAUCAACUGAAAAAGUUUGGUAUGCUGUUAAGCAAAUAAUAAUGAAUCAAAUAUAUGCUAAAAGUAAAAAACCACCAUUUAAAAUAAUUCCAUUGACACAAAUUGAAGGAUACUAUGAUUGGUUAGAAAAAGAAAGAAAUGAACCAACAGAUAAUACAAUAAUUAAAAAAAAUUUAAAUACAAUUGAACUUGUCAAUUGGUUUUUAAAAGAAUUAUCUGAUAUUGAACCAAAACUUGAAGCAUUUGAUCCAUUCAAUGGAUUGCCACCAAAUUUAGCAAAAAAAUUAAAAUCAAUUUUACUUCAAGUUAAUAAAAAUUCAAAAGAAAUGGAAGCUCUCAUUGAGUCAUACAAAGUAUAUGACAAUCUUUUAGAAAAUAUUCAAGAUGUAUUAAAAAAUUUACGAAGUGAAUUUCAUAAAGUAGCUAAAGUUAGUAAAGACAAUACAACACCAGUAUUGAAUGAUGAUAUUUUAGCUAAACAAUUUAUUGACGAUGAACAACCUAAAGAUGAUGAUAAAGAAAAAAUAAUAACAGAAGAAAAUGAAGAAUUAAAUUUAACUAAUGAAGUAGUUAGUGAUGAAGGUGCAAUUAAAAAAAGUGAAAAUAAAUUUGAUGAUGAACUUUAACAAUUUAAUAUGAGAAUAUAUAGUAUUGAUAAUAAUUAAUAACACAAGACUUAUUUGUUGUAAAUAACAACAUUUUUUUUUGUUUUUUAAAUUUAUUUUUCUACGUGUUCAACAUAAUCAAUAGUUAAUUAAUUCAUUAAUCAAAGCAUCAAUCUAUCUAUCAAAAAAAGUCCAAGAAAAAUAAAACUUAAAAAAUGUACAAAAAAAAA